GUAAUUAAUUUGAAGCUGAUUUGGUAUUUGUCACAGUAUGUAUGAGCAACUGAAAUGCGUCGAAGACUUUGCAAAAUUAGCUUCCCAAAAAAUUCCUCCGGAGAAUUUGGCAUUUUAUAAUGGAGGUGCAGUAGGACAUGAAACAGUCAUGGAAAAUUGUGAAGCAUAUAAAAAGUGGAAAUUCCGACCUCGUCUUUUACGAGACGUUUCAGAGGUUGAUACUUCAACAACGGUAUUAGGAUCAGAGAUUUCUUUCCCUAUUUGUAUUGCACCAACAGCUCUCCAUUGUUUAGCAACAGUCGACGCAGAAAUUUCUACAGCACAAGCUGCCGAAGCUGUUCGCACUGGAUAUGUACAGAGUGCAGCGAGCACCAAAACUUACGAAGAGAUUUCUAGGAAAAUUCCAGGAUGCUUGCGAUGGUGCCACCUUCAAUUUUUCAAACACCGUGAAAUGGUUGAAAAUUUGGUCAAUCGAGCUGAGAAAUGUGGAUUCACAGGAUUCGUAGUGACAAUUGAUCAAUCAGUACUUGGAAAAAGGAUAUACAGAACACCGGACGGAAAACAUGCUGACACGACACAUCGAAAACCUAUCAACAUGGCUAAAUCAUGGAAGGCAAUCGGGAAGCAGAAUUCUCUGACAAUGGAUGACUGUUUCGAUGGUCGUGCACAAUGGGACUCCUUGGACUGGCUGAGCAGCAUUACAAAGUUACCGGUGGUCGUCAAGGGAAUACUAACAGAAGAAAUGGCCCUUGAAGCAAUCAAACACAACGUCUACGGGAUAAUUGUUUCAAAUCACGGGGGAAGACAGAUUGACGGUACUUUUUCUACAAUUGAUUCGCUACCAGAAGUAGUGAAAGCAGUGAAUGGUAGAUGUGAUGUUUACUUGGAUGGUGGGAUUCGUAAAGGAACAGACGUCGCAAAAGCAAUUGCUCUGGGUGCUAAAGCUGUUUUUGUAGGAAGGCCAAUACUUUGGGGACUAGCGUGUGAUGGAAAGACAGGAGCUCAACGAGUGUUAGAAAUUUUAAGAGAUGAAUUUACUUUAACUAUGCAACAACUAGGUGUAACGUCAAUCAAAGAACUACAAUCAGCUCCAAAUUUAGUCGUUCAUGAAUCUUUUGUGCUUCGGAAGAGGUAGAAUGAAGAGUUUAAUAUGAAGCAACAUAACUUCUGGCAUUGAAUAAUUCCACCGAAUUUUAUUUCUACCGGAUAGGGCUGUUAAAAUCCUCUGGUCGUUUGAAUCUUAACAUAGUAUAUAACAAAACCGCCUUUCUGAAGAUUGCAGUUAUUUAUAAAUUAUCGGCCUGCAAGCUGAUUGACAAACAUCACAAUAAUUUCCUACAUAACGCAUUUGAUGGUUAUUUUAUCAAACAAAGUAAUAUAUAUACACUCAUACAACACAAGAUCAGCCUACCCGCACAUUAUUAACUUUUGUGUUAGUAUACUAGUUAUUAAUUUCUAAUACCACCAAUGGAGAGUACCGGCACUGGUAUUGAUUCAAAGAUGUUGUAUUUUGUGCUGUUCAUCUCUAAUUAUAACUAAUUCAUGAUAUUCCGUUACUAAUAUUUUCAAACUCGCACUAAUUCAUCACAUUUAUUUUCUGCUCUAUUUGUACUUGACACACUUGACAAGUCAGAUAUUUCCUUGAAUGUACAAGCUUAUCUUUUUGAUAAAGGGGAAGACUACCGUUGUCAAGUACCACUAGCGAUAAAAUGUCUUUAUUACUUCAUUAUAUAUAUAUAUAUGUGUGUA
Messenger RNA from Styela clava, 1749 nucleotides. RefSeq names its product 2-Hydroxyacid oxidase 1-like. NCBI's taxonomy places the organism in Eukaryota, Metazoa, Chordata, Ascidiacea, Stolidobranchia, Styelidae. The record is from RefSeq and is a predicted model, not a curated record. Gene Ontology annotation, molecular function: oxidoreductase activity; FMN binding.